Messenger RNA from Moneuplotes crassus, 1853 nucleotides. NCBI's taxonomy places the organism in Eukaryota, Ciliophora, Spirotrichea, Euplotida, Euplotidae. The record is from the annotation of a GenBank genome assembly.
UCUAAUUCAAAUGGGUAAGAAGAACAAGGUGGUUCCUGCACCAGCAGAGGACAUCAAGGAAGCGGAGGAUAAGAAGAUUGCUUUGUCCAACCAGAGCUCUCUGCCACCAAUAGACUCUCACAUGCAGGAUAAAACAUUUGAGACUAAUGAUAAUAUCCCUUUGAAGUUGAAAGGUUUACCUAAACCUGAAAAUACUUCUAGUAAAAUGGGCUCAAAGAUGGAAAUACAGAAAGAAAUGAAAGAUUCUGGUCAGAAGCAGAUAAUCAGCCCUGUCCCAGAUGAGAUUGUUCAACAAAUCGUCUCUAGUAACAAGAAGGAUGAAGUAUUUACUAAAGAAGAGGCUAAAGCUACUUCUCCUAAGCUUACCCUUCUGAAGAGCUCUUCUGCAAAUCAGCUCUAUGAAGAGGAUGAAAAGAAGCAAGAGGUCUCAAAUUUGAUUGAGACAGGUAAAAAUGCUGAAUCUAAGAAUGGCCCAAAAUCCUUAGAGAAUGAUAAUGAUACCUAUUCAGACUCUCCACAGUCAAAGCAGGAGUCCCAGGCCAGCGAAAGAGGAAAGGAUAAUUCAAAGAUGAAUAUUUUAGAAGAAGAAAAGAAUGAAAACCCUAAUGCCAUGAACCUCUUUAAGAAAGCCUUUAUUGGCAAGAUAGAAGCCUACACUGAUAAGAUCCAGAAAGCCAAUAGUAAGGCAAAACAGCGGAUCAAGAGGGAACCAAUCUGGGCAUGGGACGAUGAGGAAGCUAAAUCCGAUACCAUCAGAGAUAAUAUUAUCCGUAUUCUGAGCAUUACGUGGAACAUGAAUGCUAAGAAGCCUCAGAUUGAUUUAAAUACUCUUCUAAGACCAGAUAUCAACCAUGAUAUUAUUGCAGUGGGAUCUGAAGAAUGCUUAAAGACUAUUUUUAAAUCAGCCUUUGGAGCAAACAAGAUCAAAUGGGUCAAAAUGAUCCAGAAAUGUCUUGGUGAUGAGUACAAGGUGGUCAGCUCACACUCCUUAAUGGGCAUUCACCUAGUAGUCUUCGCUUCCAUUAGAGUAAUCCCGAUGAUCAGCAAUGUAAAAAGUAAGCAUAUUGCUACAGGUGUGUGGAACAGUAUUGGUAACAAAGGAGGAGUCGGAAUCUGUUUCGAUAUUGGACGAACCUCCUGCCUCUUCAUCAACUGCCAUCUCGCCUCUGGUGAGGAGGAUCUCAAGGAAGAAAGACGGAUGCGAGAUUUUCACAAAAUUGAGAUGAAGCUUCGACUUCCUGAUAAAAACAAGGUUAGUUUCCAUUCCCCAGAUCCUCAAGAAGACAUAACCAGAGUCUCUAACAGGUUUGAUUGCUGUAUUUGGACAGGGGAUUUUAACUUCAGGUUCAGGAGGAAGAACCUGAAAAUCAUAGAUUUGAUCAAAAACAAUAAGUUUGAUAUUUUAAAAGAGAAUGAAUCAUUGACUCUCCGGUUGAACGCAGAGAAGCUACUAACUGAUUUCAUUGAGGGACCAAUUGAGUUUGCUCCGACCUACAAGAUCCUUCACAACACUGACAAGUAUAAUAAAUAAGAGAAUCCCAGCUUGGUGUGACAGAAUAAUCUAUAAAUGCAAGAAUGAUUGUCUGUCCCAAGUGUCUUAUGAUAGUAUAAAUACUAUUAAGAGUUCUGACCACCGUCCAGUUUUCUCCCAAUUCGAGCUCAGAAUUAAAUGCGAUGCUGAAGUGAAAAGAAAGACUGAAACAUUUGACUCAGUUUAUAAGUCAAAUACUGAACGCAACACAGUGUAUAAGAUUCAUAAAAAGAAGGAAAGAAAUUUAGGCAAAAAUCAAUCAAAAGCUUGUGUUAUCUUUUAAAUUAUUUGAAGAGUUUUAAGUAUUAGAUUUAAAUUUUGU